CUUAGCGCCAUGCAGGAGCCCAGGUCUAACUCUCAGCCCUACUGGGGGUUGGUCCUGGUGGAGCUGAGCAGAGUUGUGGCAGCACUGCCUCAAAAUAUGACAGCAGAUUCGAAUUCUUAUGGGUUUCCAUGGGAAUUAGUGAUAUGGGCAGCUAUUGUUGGAUUUUUUGCUGUUCCCAUUUUUUUGUGGAGAAGUUUGAGAUCGGUUAGGAGUUGGCUUUAUGUGAGAAGAGAGAAAAAGCUUGCCAGUGUGCUUUCUGGACUAAUUGACAAGAAAUGUAAACUACUUGAAAAAUUUACCCUUGUUAAAAAAGAGUAUGAAGGCUAUGAAGUAGAGUCAUCUUUAAAGGAGGCCAGCUUUGAGGAGGAGGCAACAGAGGCACAAAGUUUGGAAACAACAUGUGAAAAGCUGAACAGGUCCAAUGAUGAACUUGAGUAUGAAAUACUUGGUCUCGAAAAAGAGUUACAGAAAUCAAAACAUUCCGAACAAAAUCAACUGAUGGCAGAUAUUUCAAAAACGAUACAGUCUCUAGGAGAUGAGUCAGAAUCUCUCAAAUCACAAGUAGCUGAAGCCAAAAUCAUCUUCAAGAUACCUCAAAUGAAUGAAGAACGACUGACGAUAGCAAUAAAAGAUGCCUUGAAUGAAAAUUCUCAUCUUCAGAAAAGCCAGAAACAGCUUUUGCAAGAAGCUGAAGUAUGGAAAGAACAAGUGAGUGAACUUAAUAAACAGAAAAUAACAUUGGAAGACUCCAGAGUACACACAGAACAAGUUCUAAAUGAUAAAGACAAUCACAUCGAGACGACUGAACGCUUGCUGAAGAUGAAAGACUGGGCUGCUGUGCUUGGAGAAGACAUAAUGGAAGAUGAGAACUUGAAAUUAGCAAUGAACAGUGAAUCAGAAGAAUGUGCUUACUUAGAUCAUCCUCCAAAAGGAGCUGUGAAGAAACUGAUUCAUGCUGCUAAUUUAAAUGCGUCUUUAAAAAUCUUGGAUAGACAAAGGAAACAAAUUGAUUUUCAGUUAUCUGAAGUCGAAAAAACAAAAGAGCUUGCACAGUGCAUUAAAAAUCUUCAGACUCAACAAGCAUCUUUGCAGUCUGAAAGCACACAUUUAGAAAGUGAGAAUGAGAAGCUUCAACAGAAACUUAAAAUAAUGACUCAAUUCUAUCAAGAAAAUGAAAUGAGACUCUAUAGGAAAUUAACACUACAGGAAAAUAGCUGGUUAGAGAAAGAAGAGAAACUUUCUAAAGUAGACAAAAAGAUUGUCCAUGCCAUCGAGAAGCUGGAAACCUAUAGAAAGCAAGCCAAAGAUCUUGAAGAAGAAUUCAAGAGAACUAUUCAUUACUAUCAACGGCUGACUAUUGCCUAUGAGAAAAAAGCACAUCGUAAUUGGUUGGCAGCUCGGACUGCUGAAGGAAACCUCAAUGAUUUAAGGAAAGAAAAUGCUCACAGCAGACAAAAAUUAACUGAAAUACAGUUUAAACUGUUAGGAAAAGAUCCUGAUGCACUUUAUGUUCCAAAUACGGCAUUUGGCAGAGAACAUUCCACAUAUGGUCACUCACCAGUGGGUGGACCCUCAUCUGAAACGAGAGCUUUUCUCUGUCCUCCAACUCUGUUGGAGGAUCCACUCAGACUCUCACCUUUGCUUCCUGAGGGGAAAGGAAGAGGCUCAAGAGGCCCAGGAAAUCUUCUGCAUCAUCAGAUUACCAACAAAAGAGGAGAAUCAACCUGUGGUAGGUUACCGAAUCCUCACAGGGCUCCUUCUGACACUGGGUUCCUGUCACCUCCGUGGGAACAGGACUGUAGGAUGAUGUUUCCUCCACCGGGACACCAGGUCUACUGUGGUUGUAGACAAAUGGGAAAGUAA
Molecule: messenger RNA, 1863 nt
Organism: Saimiri boliviensis boliviensis (Bolivian squirrel monkey)
Lineage: Eukaryota; Metazoa; Chordata; Mammalia; Primates; Cebidae
Product: melanoma inhibitory activity protein 2-like
Biological process (GO): endoplasmic reticulum to Golgi vesicle-mediated transport; protein secretion; vesicle cargo loading
Cellular component (GO): endoplasmic reticulum exit site; endoplasmic reticulum membrane
Source: RefSeq, a predicted model, not a curated record